This is a messenger RNA of Oncorhynchus mykiss (rainbow trout), 831 nucleotides long. Its product is annotated as olfactory receptor 10G7-like. Gene Ontology annotation, molecular function: olfactory receptor activity; G protein-coupled receptor activity. The record is from RefSeq and is a predicted model, not a curated record. Gene Ontology annotation, biological process: G protein-coupled receptor signaling pathway. Gene Ontology annotation, cellular component: membrane. NCBI's taxonomy places the organism in Eukaryota, Metazoa, Chordata, Actinopteri, Salmoniformes, Salmonidae.
AUGACGAGGUUCUGCAUAUCACGCAUGUACAUCUACCACCUGGGUGACAUCACAGGGUGUCUGGCCCUGUCCCUGAUGGCUUUGGACCGAACCAUCGCUAUCAGCAACCCUCUUAGGUACCACAGCAUCCUGACUAACGCACAAAUAUUUGUGUUAAUCAUAGCUUCCUGGUUCAUUGGUAUAAUAUGCUUAGGAAUUGCUCUUGCUUGGGCAGACUUUGACAACCUUCCAUACUGCCAACCAAUCAUUAGGUACGUCUUUUGUGAUUACCCAGCGUUAAUCAGGGCUGCCUGUGUCAACCCUGAACCUUACUUCCUGAUUCCCACCAUUCUGGCUCUAUGGCUCCUCGCGGGCCAGUUUCCCUUAAUUAUACUGUCAUACGUUAAAAUCCUCUACACACUACUGAGACUGCCAAACAGUGAGAGCAGAGCACAGGGGUUUAAUACCUGUAUUUGUCACAUCAUUGUGGUGUCCUGUUACUACGCUCCCAAGUUGGUCUCUGUGUUGUUGACGAGGAUAGGGGUGAGGCUGAAUCUGACGGAGCGUAAUGCUUUACUGAUUAUAGCUACGCUGUUACCUUCUCUGAUCAACCCUACAAUCUACUGUCUGAAGACCAAGGAGAUUAGAAAGAGAUUGGUUCAGAUACUGUCUAGAAGAAAAAGAACUGUAUCAAUAAAAUGUCAAAAAGGGUGAGUUAUUUAUUUGUUAUUAUAUAUUUUGGGAUACACAUAAUCAAAUACAGAUGUGACUUGACUGACAUGUUUUAUCAAAUCUCAAAUGUAAAAUGAAUGUAUAGAGUCGGGUAUGACGAGGUAUGAACCCUCACUAACA